AUGGACCAACCAAGGAAGAAGAAAAAGCUUUCUACGCAAGAUAACCGCCGAUUAGUUCUUCACCAUAAGAUCAAUUUUGAGGGUCCCAUUCCUUCCGCCAGAUGGCCUCAGAACCACUCAGCUAUAUUUACCGCUAUUCGCAAAAUAGAAGAUGUUAGGUAUGACACUUACUUGGAAGAAUCGCAUUCAGAUCUUCCACAUGGUUCGCAUAAGGCGAAGCUCGUAAGCAAGGCCCGGAAACUUGUCCUGGACGCGUACGCCUGUCGCAAUUCCAACACCAAUGAGGGUACUUGGAGAUCCAAGACCGAGACCCCUCUCUUGAGAAAGUUUGAGGAAGAAAUGGAGUGCGGAAAGUGUAAUCAGCGACGACUACCGAGUUAUCGGGUUGAGUUGAUCUUUCCAAAUGAGGCGCAGAGAUCACAAGCAAUCGAGACUGAACAGGCCUUGUGCAAGUGCAUUGGAGAUGACGCAAAUGAAGAUAAUACUGCUCUCAGCCACAGCGCUUUUGCAGGAAAGCUGCAUGCGGGGAUAAGUGACCCGUUAGUUCCUGAAAUAGGAAUCAAGUAUCCAGAUCAUGUUAUUGGGCUUCAACGGUCAACAUCACUCAAUGCCGCCCUACAAAGGCAUCCGGGUCUAGUCUCUGAUCCAGUGAAGGAUGCUGCGGACAUCUUUCUGAAUGACAGAGCCCCGGAUUUGCUGCUAUCGAGACGCAGACAGCUUUCCCUAUCAAAAGAUUCGUUGAUAUUCAAAAAACUCUCCGAGAACGGCAAAACAAACCAGCGGAAAACACUCUGGUUUGGUUCUUGGCAUUCAGUGGUGAUGAAUGGAGAGUCUAUAUUUAGAAUAAUCGAUGUUUGGCACGGAUGCAUUCUGAGACAUGACUGUGCAUUGCAACUAUGUUUGAUCGUUGAACUUAUAUGUGACUGGGCUUGGGAUAUCUACCGGAAAGACAUCAUUCAAUUGCUUUCUAUUGGACCCGAAGUUAUAUCAGGCAACUUUGGUUCCAAAUUGUCGGGCGCAAACAAGGCGAAAGAUUUCCACUCUGAAUCUUCAGCCUCUUUGAAACAAAAUUCGGUCAUUCGUGACACCAACGAAGUCUUCUUCUCAUUUCGCCAUCUGACACUACCUGAGCUGAUGGAUGACCUGACUGCAAUUCUGAAACCACCUCGCUCGGGCUUUAGAGAAGUUAAUCAGAAUGCCAUCAAGCUGUUGGAUCUUUUCAAUUUAGAGCGGCCACUUCUGCUUCCGACACGCUUUAUCUCUUGUCUAGAGACUCUCUGGACAGGGGCAAACAGGAAACACCCGAUCCUUGACAGUGACGAGCUCGUUUGUGUCCACAUUUCAUUCCGCUCAUACUUUCGGCCAUGCGACUACCAUAUUAUACGACAAAUUUCAUGCAUCACUGCAUCGUCCGGCUCAAUGGACACUCUGCAGCGCUUAACUGGAACCAAGCAUUCCGUGUUUCCCGGAUCUUCAGAUUCUCUAACAAAGCCCGAGGUGGUGCUACCACUGGUAGAGCUAUCCGGUCUCGAGUCAUUGAGAGCAGCUGCCAGAGAUUUGCGUCUCACCUUAUCUGUAAAUAAAAACUCCUCAGGCUUGGCUCUACCCUGCAACUGGGCCCAAGAAUCCUCUGGAGGGGCUUUUGUGUCUAGUCUGUGGGACAACCUGGCAUCAUUUUCUCCUGAAAUCCUUUUGUUUCCCAUAUUCGUCCACUCGAGAGAGAUGCGCAGGAUACCUGCAGGUCAAGGCUCAUGCCAUUCCCUUCAGGUCUUCUUCAAACAGGGCAGACAUGUGCUCUUGCACGGUGCCGCUAUUUUGAAGACACCCAGACACUUACUGCGGCCGCUUUACCCGGAGUAUUGUUUGGUUGUUUUCGAUGGCUCUGAUCUAGAUGAUCGACCGGGUCUUGGCCGUAAACUUUUGCAGUUGGUUGCGAGCAAUAGCUUGUUUGAGGGGAAGUCUUUAUGUAAAGUGACUGCCCAAGACCGUCGAUCCAUUCAUGAUUGGGCUACUCGGCUAAAGGAGAGUAAUGGUUGA
Messenger RNA from Penicillium canariense, 2037 nucleotides. RefSeq lists its product as uncharacterized. Bases 1 to 2037 code for a protein of 678 amino acids. The record is from RefSeq and is a predicted model, not a curated record. Lineage: Eukaryota; Fungi; Ascomycota; Eurotiomycetes; Eurotiales; Aspergillaceae. The transcript is spliced from 5 exons.